AUGAGGCUGGAGGCCGCAGCCAGGAUGGAUCUGUUCAGGAAGCUGUGGAGGGCGAGGAAGCUGAUCCUAGUGGUGCUGAUCCCGCUGUCCCUGCUUCCCCUACCGCUCAUUCAUCCCACCAGCGAGGCAUGCUGUGCCUAUGUGUUGAUGGUGACGGCAGUCUACUGGGUAUCUGAGGCUGUUCCCUUGGGUGCUGCUGCCCUGGUCCCUGCCUUCCUCUACCCAUUAUUUGGGGUACUUAAGUCUAGUGAGGUAGCAGCAGAGUACUGUAAAGACACCACUCUACUGCUGAUGGGAGUCAUCUGCUUGGCAGCCUCCAUAGAAAAGUGGAAUCUGCACAAACGGAUCGCUCUACGCAUGGUGAUGAUUGCAGGGGCAAAGCCUGGCAUGCUUGUGCUGGGCUUCAUGUGCUGCACCGUGUUUCUGUCCAUGUGGCUCAGUAACACGUCCACCACAGCCAUGGUGAUGCCCAUAGCCGAGGCUGUGCUGCAGCAGCUCAUCUGCACCGGCCUGGCUGACAGCCAUGAUGACUCCGAGACCGCUGACUCCCCCGAGGAGGACAGCGAAAAAGAAGAAAACCUGGACAAAAACCAGUUGGAACUGCUUUAUCGCAAUGACAGCAACAACUGCACCAAACAGGAGCUCUCUACACUGAGUGAGGUACAGACUGGAGAGGUUAAUGGUUUAGGUCUCAGGUCAGAGUUCAUCAGACACACCAAUGGACACCUGCCGCAGGUUGCGAUCGAAAUCCCAAAUGUGAAGCGAGUGAAGAUGAGGAGAGACUCCCAGUACCCCACCAAGAGAGAUCACAUGAUCUGUAAAUGUCUGUCACUCAGCAUCACUUAUGCUGCGACAAUCGGUGGACUCAUCACCAUCACCGGCACCUCAACCAACCUCAUCUUUGCUGAACAGUUCAACACACGUUAUCCAGAUGCGAAAGUAAUCAACUUUGGCACAUGGUUCAUCUUCAGCUUCCCCAUUGCCAUCAUCAUGCUGGUCCUCACCUGGCUGUGGCUGCAUUUCCUCUUCCUUGGCUGCAAUUUCAGGGAAACAUGUUCACUGAGUAAGAAGCGCAAAACCAAGAGAGAGAUGCUGUCAGAGAAGAGAAUCCAUGAGGAAUAUGCAAAACUGGGGCCCAUCAGUUAUCCAGAAGUGGUGACCGGUGUUUUCUUCAUCCUGAUGACUCUGCUGUGGUUCACCAGAGAGCCUGGCUUCGUGCCUGGAUGGACAUCACUGUUUGAGAAAAAAGGCUACAGGACUGAUGCAACAGUGUCUGUGCUUCUGGGCUUCCUCCUCUUCCUCAUCCCAGCUAAACGACCAUUCUCCUCUUCUUCCUCCUCCAGCUGUAAAAAUGAAGAUGAAGAUGAAGACUCACUUGCUCCCAUGAUCACCUGGAAGGACUUCCAGAGACUGAUGCCAUGGGAAAUUGUCAUCCUGGUGGGAGGAGGAUAUGCGUUGGCUGCUGGCUGCAAGGUUUCAGGCCUGUCAGUGUGGAUUGGCAGACAGCUGGAACCCAUGAGUGGUCUUCCUCCCUGGGCUGUCACCCUGCUGGCCUGCCUGUUGGUGUCAGUGGUCACUGAGUUCGCCUCAAACCCAGCGACUCUCACUGUCUUCUUGCCCAUCCUGUCUGCACUGUCUGAGACUCUGCAAAUCAACCCACUCCACACUUUGAUCCCCUCCACCAUGUGUGUGUCAUUUGGGGUUAUGCUUCCAGUGGGAAACCCCCCCAACGCCAUCGUCUUCAGUUACGGCCACGUGCAGAUCAGCGACAUGGUAAAAGCAGGUUUUGGAGUGAACCUGAUAGGAGUCGCAGUGGUCAUGUUGGCUAUCACAACAUGGGGGGUUCCUCUCUUCAACCUCACAGAGUUCCCAGCUUGGGCAAUGUCCAGAAAUGUUACUGGGAGCUUAUAACCACCGGUGGAACCAGUGGCAAGAAGAGGGGAAGAGUCAAUAAGAGACAGAGAGAGAAAAUGUUUCUGUGAGGACAGACAAGAAAAUGACAUAUUAAGUCUCAAGAGGAUUGCCUUGUCAGCGAUACACCUUUCAAUAGACUUAUUUCUGGACAUGAAGGAGGAGGAGGAUCGGUGGUGCAACAGAUGAGAGUAAAAACACAACUGUAACCUAUUAUUUAGCUGUAACAUUAAGAACAUGUACUGGUUAUCAUUGGUGGUAAUCAUUGGUGCCUCUUUUUUCAAGAAAUGCCUUUGCCAAAGUGGCCACCGGGGAGAGCUCUCACCCACAUAACCUCCUAUAAACUUUACAGACAUUCUGUUGUUACUGGAGACAUCAAAAAA
This is a messenger RNA of Sphaeramia orbicularis (orbiculate cardinalfish), 2294 nucleotides long. It is a transcript of the gene slc13a4, whose product is annotated as solute carrier family 13 member 4. The transcript has 16 exons. Lineage: Eukaryota; Metazoa; Chordata; Actinopteri; Kurtiformes; Apogonidae. Gene Ontology annotation, molecular function: transmembrane transporter activity. The coding region runs from base 1 to 1911 and encodes 636 amino acids. The record is from RefSeq and is a predicted model, not a curated record. Gene Ontology annotation, biological process: transmembrane transport. Gene Ontology annotation, cellular component: plasma membrane.